UGCAAGAUGUCCCUCAAAAUGUUGCACCAGUCUGCACAGAAAGCCCGAAACAACCACAGUGUGAGAUUCUCCAGCGACGAACUGCCCAAAUUUAAGUCACUGGAAUCCCCGGACGGCAUGCACCCCUUCGCAAACCACUCCCUCCUCAGCGUGGACUCCGGCGCGCCGAGCCCUGACUGCGUCUUCCAGCCAGCAGUCCAGAGAUACAGACUCAAUGAGCAACGAAUCAAGCUCCUGACAGCUAUCAACCAGAUAGUCCAGCAACGAGCCGAUUUAGAAGCGAACAGGUCAACUCUCUCCAGCAUGCUGGAAGAAUUAAGAAGGAAGCUGAAAAGAAGAAUCGAGGAGUGCCACUUUGAUAAGAAAGAGAAGAUGAAGGCACUGAAACAGGCGAACCAGAAACUUGAGAGGGAGAAGUUUAGCGUAGUGACAGAGAUAGAGCAUCUCAAGAGACAUUUGGAGAAGGAGGAGACGCAUCAUUUGCAGCACGCCAGGAAUGCUGUGGCACAGGCGAUACAAGGAGUAACGCGGUCGACAGCAGACCGUCUGUUCGCGCCGUGCUCCGUGGCGGAACUGCCCAACAUCGUCAGCAGAAACGUCGCCCGGAACGCUCCGUCCAGAGUUGCCGACAACAAGCUGGCAGCCGCACGACUAAUGCGUGACAUCGCUGAGCUGAGGCAACGCGUCGCGCAGAUUGAGGCGAGACUCGCGAACGAGCUUAAGCGUAAACGGCAGGCUGAGAUCGACAUUGUGCGACUAAGGAAGGAGCUUUCCACAACCAAGAGCUGUGUCGCCUCGCUUCGGAUGCCGGGUAGGCAACAAUGCUCUAAGUUCGCUUGAAGAAACUUGGAAAUCUAAUCUAACCAGCGAACGA
This is a messenger RNA of Pararge aegeria (speckled wood butterfly), 874 nucleotides long. Its product is annotated as tropomyosin-like. The transcript is spliced from 7 exons. Lineage: Eukaryota; Metazoa; Arthropoda; Insecta; Lepidoptera; Nymphalidae. The record is from RefSeq and is a predicted model, not a curated record. Bases 7 to 840 code for a protein of 277 amino acids.